ACGACCACUCAACGACUUACAGAUCCCACAAAAAAAUUCUCUGCAGCUUCUCAGUUUCUGUACAUUUCCAUGGCGGUCUGCUACGCCACACCCCAGCAUUCCUUUUCGCCUCUGUCUCUUUCCAAUUUCCUCCACCCGACCGUCUCCACCGCACCCAACUCCAUUCCAUGGUGCCAUUUUCGUCCUCUCCGUUCCAGAAAAGCUUCCAUUGCUUUCAAUGGUAUCUCUCGCGCCAUUUACGAACCCCGCUCUUCCCAGGAAUCUAGCAAACCCAUCUUCAAAGUCCCCUGUUCCAAUCGGAGGUUCUUGCCAAUGGAGUCUCCAGAAACUUCGCCUUCUUCCAGAGAAUUUCUUCUUCUGAAAUCGGCCGCUUCGGAUGGCGCUACCACUUCUCCCACUCUCUCUCAAAGUGUGUUUUCGGUAAUUCAUUUAGCUGUUUCUCUUGGAAUUAUUCUUGCGACUGAUAAGCUCUUGAAAAAGGCUUUUGUGGCUGCUGCGAUUAAGUUCCCCAGUGCGUUGUUUGGGAUGUUUUGUAUCUUCACUGUUUUGUUGGCUCUUGAUUCUACUGUUCCAUCGGCUGCUACUGGCGUUAUGAACUUCUUUGAACCGGCUCUCUUGUUUAUCCAGAGAUGGCUACCUCUGUUCUAUGUUCCAUCGUUGGUUAUUUUGCCUUUGUCUGUGAAGGACAUCCCUGCGGCAUCUGGGAUCAAAAUUUGCUUCAUAAUAGUUGUAGGCUGGCUAGCUACUCUAUGUGUUGCAGGAUAUAUGGCCAUAGCUGUUAGAAAUAUUGUAAAAACUGAAAUGACUGAUGCUGAGCCUAUGCAAAAACCAUCUCCCUUUUCUUCUGUUGAAGUUUGGAGCUGGACUGGAAUUUUUGUGGCAUCUUUUGUUGGUGCUUUAUUUUAUCCAACAGCACUAGGGACGAGCGCUCGAACGUUCCUUCCGUUCCUCCUUGCAUCGACGGUCUUGGGCUACAUUGUUGGUUCUAAAUUACCAGGCAGUGUGAAGACAGUUUUCCACCCAAUCAUCUGUUGUGCAGUCUCUGCUGAUCUUGCAGCACUGGCUUUUGGAUACUUUUCCCGCUCUGGGCUUGAUCCAAUUCUAGCUUCUUAUUUGACAAAAGCAUCAUCUAACCCUGGAGCUGGGGAUAUUCUAAUGGGAUUUUUGGGAUCUGUUAUCCUCUCCUUCGCCUUCUCCAUGUUCAAACAGAGAAAGCUCGUUAAAAGGCAUGCGGCUGAGAUCUUUACCUCUGUUAUUAUCUCAACUAUAUUCUCCUUGUACUCAACUGCUCUUAUUGGACGUUUCAUUGGACUAGAGCCUAACUUGACUGUUUCAAUCCUACCAAGAUGUAUAACUGUCGCCUUGGCACUCAGCAUUGUGACAUUUUUUGAAGGCACCAAUUCAUCUGUCACGGCUGCUGUAGUCGUUGUAACCGGUCUGGUCGGGGCAAAUUUUGUCCAAGCAGCCCUUGAUAAUCUGAAGUUUCGUGAUCCUAUCGCUCGGGGAAUUGCAACUGCUUCGAGUGCACACGGGCUCGGAACCGCAGCAUUAUCGGCCAAGGAACCCGAGGCUCUCCCGUUCUGCGCCAUAGCCUAUGCCUUGAAUGGAAUUUUUGGCUCUGUGCUUUGCUCACUUCCAUUAGUUAGGCAAAGCUUGAUUGCCAUCGCUGGCUGAUAUAAAGCCACUCUCUUGCUCACCGUCACUUGUAAGCAGUUUGGUAAAAGGAAAAUCAGGAAAGCAUGGACUUUGUAGUUUGUACAGGGAAGUACCGCUGAUUUUCAAGUUAAUUAUUAUUAUUUUUUUCUUCAACA
Cucurbita moschata (crookneck pumpkin) is the source of this 1811-nucleotide messenger RNA. RefSeq names its product plastidal glycolate/glycerate translocator 1, chloroplastic. The transcript has 8 exons. NCBI's taxonomy places the organism in Eukaryota, Viridiplantae, Streptophyta, Magnoliopsida, Cucurbitales, Cucurbitaceae. The record is from RefSeq and is a predicted model, not a curated record. The coding region runs from base 70 to 1674 and encodes 534 amino acids.